Parastagonospora nodorum SN15 is the source of this 342-nucleotide messenger RNA. RefSeq lists its product as hypothetical. NCBI's taxonomy places the organism in Eukaryota, Fungi, Ascomycota, Dothideomycetes, Pleosporales, Phaeosphaeriaceae. The transcript has 3 exons. The record is from RefSeq and is a predicted model, not a curated record. Bases 1 to 342 code for a protein of 113 amino acids.
AUGCGCCGUGUCAUUGAAGCAACCCUGGAAGUCGUUCCCAGUACGCCUCGCGCCGACGACUCGUACUUUGAUCUCUACGACGCAGAGACGCCGCAUACCAUAUGUUGUCAACUACUCGGGAGAUCGACCAGCUCCAGCCCGUCAGUUGAGCUGCAAAGACCGAUUUACUUCCUUCGUCGGACUGGUUUCGAACCAACAACAAACACUAUCAACUGGUCGAAGUACGAGACGGGUUCCAGCAAGAACAAGACGUAUUCGAAUCUGAAAGACGUCGCAAUAUUGCGCCAGAGCAACGACAUACACAUAGAGCGCCAUUUACUAGCGCGCUUGCAUCCAACGUGA